This is a messenger RNA of Sinocyclocheilus anshuiensis, 711 nucleotides long. RefSeq names its product zinc finger BED domain-containing protein 4-like. Lineage: Eukaryota; Metazoa; Chordata; Actinopteri; Cypriniformes; Cyprinidae. Gene Ontology annotation, cellular component: nucleus. The coding region runs from base 1 to 711 and encodes 236 amino acids. The record is from RefSeq and is a predicted model, not a curated record. The transcript is spliced from 2 exons.
AUGGGGGCAUCAACAUCUACAACUAUCAUUGAAAUUAUUUGCAUUGACAAAUCAAUUCUUGUCCUAAGAGAUGGGGGAGCAAACAUGGUAAAAGGAAUGAGGCUGGCUGAACUUCCUGAUUUAAGCUGCACUGCUCACACCCUUCAGCUUAUUAUUAAUGAGGGCCUAUCUAGUCAGAGAGCUGUUCUGGACAUUAUUGCCAUAUUGAAAAGCUGUGCAACUCACUUUGGCCAUUCUGUACUGGCCAAACAGAGGCUAAGAACCAUUCAGGAGGAGCUGGGUGUCCAAAAGCACAACAUCAUCCAGGCCAUCCCAACUCACUGGAACUCAACACUUCACAUGCUUCAAAGAAUGUAUGAACAGAGACGGGCACUGAAUGUGUACGCUGGUGAACACGGCCAUAUCAGCUGCUUAUCUGCCACACAGUGGGACAUUGUCUGCAACCUGACUGACACACUGGUUCCCAUCGAAGAUGUCACAAUGGAGAUGAGCAACUCUGGGUCUUCAGCUGCGUGCAUUAUCCCCAGAGUGUCUGUUCUGAAGCUGAUGCUGCAGGAAGAGGGUCCGUCCUCAGGAGGGAUCAAAACUUUAUGCAAGACCAUGCUUGACAGUCUGACAAAGCGGUUCUCCAAGACAGAGGAGACAAAAAUUAUUGGCCUAGCAACAUUCCUUGAUCCCAGAUACAAAGCCUGUGCAUGCCUUUGUGUCUGA